AUGUCCACCACGAGAUAUGAGAACAUGGCGUACAUGGCCGACCCUCGAGCCUACCAGAGUGGUCUACAGAAACCACAGCCACGAUUGACUCCAAUCGUACCUUACUAUCGCAGCAUGCUCGAUAUCGAUACACCAACCCUGGAUCCAGUGUCAUUGCUGCCCGACGAAUCCAUGGAGGACUGGGUUGCUGAAAAGCUCAGUCAGACAGAACGGAAACAUAGGACAGAGAGUUGGGCUGACAUUUUGUGCUACUACACAGCUGCUAACGGCGCUGCCCCAGUGGCACCGACAAGAGCCUCUCCAGCGCCUAAUCUCCAUAGCAAGCCUUCUUCGCCACUCGAGAUACCACAAACCGUCAGCUCCAGCGAUCCCAAGAUAGCUGCUCAACAAGCCAGCGAUAUGCGCAAUAUUGUGCGACGAAAGUUAACCGGAUACGUUGGAUUUGCAAAUUUGCCCAACCAAUGGCACCGCAAGAGUGUCCGAAAGGGAUUCAACUUCAAUGUUAUGGUUGUUGGUGAAUCCGGGCUCGGAAAGUCUACCCUGGUGAACACCCUGUUCAACACCUCCCUAUACCCACCGCGCGAGCGCAAAGGACCUAGUCUCGACAUAAUCCCAAAGACCGUCUCCAUCCAGUCAAUCAGUGCUGAUAUCGAGGAGAAUGGCGUUCGCUUACGUUUGACUGUUGUUGAUACCCCGGGUUUUGGUGAUUUCGUUAACAACGAUGAGUCCUGGCGCCCGAUUGUGGAUAACAUCGAGCAACGCUUCGAUGCAUACUUAGAUGCUGAGAACAAGGUCAACCGCAUGAACAUCGUUGAUAACAGAGUCCACGCAUGCGUGUACUUCAUCCAGCCAACCGGCCAUGCGUUGAAGCCAUUGGACAUCGAGGUUAUGCGCAGACUGCAUACCAAGGUCAACUUGAUCCCAGUAAUUGCAAAGGCAGAUACUAUGACUGAUGAGGAGAUCAUGGCAUUCAAGUCCAGAAUCCUCGCAGACAUCAAGCACCACGACAUUCAAAUCUUCGAGGGUCCCCGGUACGAGCUCGAUGACGAGGAGACGAUUGCCGAGAACAACGAGAUUAUGUCCAAGGUCCCCUUCGCAGUCGUCGGUGCCAACUCCGAGAUUACCAGCGAUGAUGGGCGCAAGGUCCGGGGGCGCAAAUACCCAUGGGGAAUUAUCGAAGUCGACAACGAGGAGCACUGCGAUUUUGUCAAGCUUCGCCAAAUGCUCAUCCGAACCCACAUGGAGGAGCUGAAAGAGCACACUAACAACGCUCUGUACGAGAACUACAGAUCCGAGAAGCUCACCUCCAUGGGUGUCGCACAAGACCCGAGCGUCUUCAAGGAGGUCAACCCGGCUGUCAAGCAAGAGGAGGAGCGCACGCUCCACGAGCAGAAGCUCGCUAAGAUGGAAGCCGAGAUGAAGAUGGUGUUCCAGCAGAAGGUCGCCGAAAAGGAGAGCAAACUGACGCAGAGCGAGGAAGAGCUGUACGCCCGUCAUCGCGAGAUGAAGGAGCAACUCGAGCGUCAAAGACUGGAACUUGAGGAGAAGAAGGCAAGAAUCGAGAGUGGGCGACCCAUAGAAGAGAAGGGCAAGAGGAAGGGAUUCUCUCUCCGCUAG
This is a messenger RNA of Drepanopeziza brunnea f. sp. 'multigermtubi' MB_m1, 1617 nucleotides long. RefSeq lists its product as uncharacterized. Gene Ontology annotation, cellular component: septin ring; microtubule cytoskeleton; septin complex. Gene Ontology annotation, molecular function: molecular adaptor activity; GTPase activity; GTP binding. The record is from RefSeq and is a predicted model, not a curated record. NCBI's taxonomy places the organism in Eukaryota, Fungi, Ascomycota, Leotiomycetes, Helotiales, Drepanopezizaceae. Gene Ontology annotation, biological process: cytoskeleton-dependent cytokinesis; intracellular protein localization.